AUGGAGUUCGCCAUGGGGGCCAUUGGCUCCUUCCUCCCCAAGCUCGGCGAGCUUCUUGGCGACGAGUACACGCUUCAGAAGAGCGUGAGGAGGGACUUCGCGUAUCUCCAGAGGGAGCUGCAGAGCAUGCACGCUGCCCUGAGCGUGGUGGCGGCGGUGCCCCGGGAGCAGCUCCAGGAGCUGGACAGGCUUUGGGCCAGCGAUGUCAGGGAGCUGUCCCAGGACAUAGAGGAUGUUAUUGACACCUUCCUCGUUCGCAUCGAGGGCCCUGCAUCUGAGCCUCAGCUAGCAUCUAACCCCAAAUGCUUCAAGGGCCUUCUAGUGAAGAUGGCAGGCCUGCUCAAGAAAUUCAGGGCUCGCCAUCAACUUGCCACCGCCAUUAAAGACAUCAAGGACCAGGUGCACGAAGUGGCCAACCGAGAUGGAAGGUACAGGGGUCCUCAUGGUGUGGUUGCUAGUCUAACUGCCGCUGCUACCACACGGGUCACGACCACCGUCGAUCCUCGCCUGAUAGCUUUGUAUGGAGCCCAGAAAAACAUUGUUGGCAUUGCUGAUGCAAAGGCUGAGGUUAUGACGAAGCUCUUUGAAGGGGAUGAUGUAUCCAGGAAACAACUCAAGAUACUCUCGAUCGUUGGAUUUGGUGGAUUGGGUAAGACAACUCUUGCUAAUGCAGUUUAUAGUGAGCUUUCAGGGCAAUUCGAUCGCAGGGCAUUUGUGACAGUGUCUCGGAAUCCUGAUGUCAAAAAGGUCCUCAGGGAUCUUCUGUAUGAACUUGAUAAUCCAAAGUUUCGUGAAUUGAGUGGAGCAACGCAGUUGGAUGAAAGACAGCUCAUCGAUCAACUCAGAAAUUCACUUCACACCAUAAGGUAUGGCAUUUGUGUUAGAUGCACACUUCUAGUGUAA
This is a messenger RNA of Miscanthus lutarioriparius, 903 nucleotides long. The record is from the annotation of a GenBank genome assembly. NCBI's taxonomy places the organism in Eukaryota, Viridiplantae, Streptophyta, Magnoliopsida, Poales, Poaceae.